This is a messenger RNA of Limulus polyphemus (Atlantic horseshoe crab), 729 nucleotides long. RefSeq lists its product as uncharacterized. Lineage: Eukaryota; Metazoa; Arthropoda; Merostomata; Xiphosura; Limulidae. The transcript has 3 exons. The record is from RefSeq and is a predicted model, not a curated record. Bases 1 to 729 code for a protein of 242 amino acids.
AUGCCCACAUUACAUUCAGUCUACUGUACACUUAUCCAUGCCCGCAUUACAUUCAGUCUACUGUACACUUAUCCAUGCCCUCACUACACUCACUGUCUACUGUACACUUAUCCAUGUCCGCAUUACACUCACAGUUUACUGUACACUUAUCCAUGCCCGCACUACACUCACAGUCUACUAUACACUUAUCCAUGCCCGCACUACACUCACAGUCUACUGUACACUUAUCCAUGCCUGCAUUACACUCACUGUCUACUGUACACUUAUCCAUGUCCGCAUUACACUCACUGUCUACUGUACACUUAUCCAUACCCACAUUACACUCACUGUCUACUGUACACUUAUCCAUGUCCGCAUUACACUCACAGUCUACUUCUACUGUACACUUAUCCAUGCCUGUACUACACUCACAGUCUACUGUACACUUAUCCAUGCCCGCACUACACUCACUGUCUACUGUACAAUUAUCCAUGCCCACACUACACUCACAGUCUACUGUACACUUAUUCAUGCCCGCAUUACAUUCACUGUCUACUGUACACUUAUCCAUACCUGCACUACACUCACAGUCUACUGUACACUUAUCCAUGUCCGCACUACACUCACAGUCUACUAUGGUCUCCACAUGCACUUUCAAGAUUCUGGCGAGCCACAAGCACUGCAAAUCUUGCUAUUGCUACAGAUGACUUACAGAACAUCAGUAAAAGAGAUCUGCCAACAGUUCGUUAG